Spinacia oleracea (spinach) is the source of this 608-nucleotide messenger RNA. RefSeq lists its product as uncharacterized. The coding region runs from base 242 to 529 and encodes 95 amino acids. NCBI's taxonomy places the organism in Eukaryota, Viridiplantae, Streptophyta, Magnoliopsida, Caryophyllales, Amaranthaceae. The transcript is spliced from 3 exons. The record is from RefSeq and is a predicted model, not a curated record.
UUGUCUUUUCCCUUCAAAAUGGUUGUUCUAUCUCCUAUUUUCUUGUCUCUCUUUCAGCUUAUUCCUUUUUAAUAUUCACUCCAUUUCCCUAUUCUAACCUUGGUCUCGCAUAUAUUCAUAAAUUCAUCUCUUCUCUCAAAAGGAGUCAAAACCUACUACAUCUCCUCAGUCUUUGUCAAGCUGGUAUCAGGCAGUCAGGGACUACUACACUAACCAUGAUGUUGCUAGUGUCUUACAAAAAAUGAAUAGGGAUCCCGAACAUCACACCAAUCAAGAAACUGAAGUUAACACCAAUGAAAAAAGCAAUGAUAAUGGAAACCAAGAACAAGAGUCUGAUCUCACUCAAGGACGGAAAGAGACUGUCAGGGAUCCCGAAGAUCACACCAAUCAAGAAACUGAAGUUAACACCAAUGAAAAAAGCAAUGAUAAUGGAAACCAAGAACAAGAGUCUAAUCUCACUAAAGGACGGAAAGAGACUGUCAGGUUUAAGACAAAACAUAAUCUCUCAAAUAGAAAACAAGUAGAUUAAUUAGACUUGAAUCAAUAAUAUGUAUGUUGAAUGUAUCUGAUUUUUGUCCAAAGAUUGGUAUUCAUGUGUAUCAAUAUGC